ACCGCUUCACCUGCUUCUUCCUUUCAUGCCACUCUCUUCAACCACAACAUGAAGGCAGACUCGGCAGACAUUGAUAACGAACCUAAGGGGCACAUAUGUCCUCCGUCAAACGCGAAGCAUCCAAAAGACAGAUGGGAAUCUCUGUUUGUGUAUGGGUUCAUAUGUCGAUUCACUGCACUGCGAGGCAAGGUUGAGGGGCUGGAUUCACCCAUGGAUUUUGAGACGUCGUUGAUGAAUACAGACAUCGACCCCGUCAUGACCCAGAUCCUUUCGCGAUUUGUGCUUAACUUGCGACCGCAGACGCGUAACUUGAGUUCCGACGUGAUUACUGCCUCUAUCGCCUCACUCAUCCAGGAGCACAUCAAGGGGGAGGAAAGGGGAGUAUUCUGGAAUGACGAACGGAGGACAAAUGAAGAUCCCUUGCAGGGUAUAGAGAAUGGCUUCUGGGGUGCUUCAUGGGAUAUCAAACUCAGGGUUCUGCGUCAGCUCGUGGAGUUCCAACUCUGCCACAGUCAUGACAUCAAGAAGAUCAUCGACAGAGCGUGGGGUGUCGUACACAACAAGCAUAAAAAGGCGGAGAUGACCCCUUCUCGUCCCCCCGCUACCGACCCACAAAGCCAAGAGCACCUGCAACUCGUACCGCUAGGCCAAGAUAUACAGAGGAAGCGGUACUGGGUCAUUGAUGGUUCGUACGGCCCAAAAUUUGCAUUCUUCCCUCCGCCCUAUAUUUGCGCAUAUUUGCCUUCCUAUCUGGAGCUGUUGAAACAUAAGCUCGGCAUAUUGCGGUUCUCAUCAUAGUUUCGUGCUUGCCUACGCGGCUAAUCAUG
This is a messenger RNA of Phanerochaete carnosa HHB-10118-sp, 827 nucleotides long. RefSeq lists its product as uncharacterized. The coding region runs from base 49 to 798 and encodes 249 amino acids. The record is from RefSeq and is a predicted model, not a curated record. NCBI's taxonomy places the organism in Eukaryota, Fungi, Basidiomycota, Agaricomycetes, Polyporales, Phanerochaetaceae. The transcript has 4 exons.